UGUAUUGUUUAUUCGUUCAGCGCACGUUGACUUUGCAUUGGAGCGCGGGUUCGCUUAAAUUCCCCACUCCACCGAAGGCAACCCAGCAAAACGCAAGCUGCCACCUCCGUAUUAUACGGUCACUGUUCAUCUCUCUCUCUCUCAUUCAUUUGAUGCAUGUUCUCUGGGAGCAAUAGCUGGGCUUCAUCUCUGCUGGGUCGUCGUCUCGCAGCGUUACUUUUCCUUCUCUGGGUGUGGCUUCGCAGCAAGUUUUUCGGUUCUCGUGUGCAGUCGCAGAAAAUAUAUCUGAAUAGAAAAUUGUCAUGGAAGAUAGGCAACUGAAUUACAACCAGCCGCUCCUUUCUACGAGGCGGUUCCCAUCGACCCCAACUUUUUCAGGAGGAGCUAAAGAUCAGGGCAUGAGGGGCGAUCCUCUUGCCAAACUCCCUCCUCUUCCUCCUGCAUACAGAUCAGAGCUAAAGUCAGGGCCGAUAAGUAGUCCAGGAACAGUGCCAUUUACGUGGGAACGGAGCCCCGGGAGGCCCAAACAUGAGCGCACUAUGCAGAUCCAAACUCUUAGACCACCUCCUGGCAGCCCCAAGCUUUCAUCGGACAGAACAAUGAAUGUUAAAAAGCAGUCCUUGGACAAAGUCUGUGACAGUAACCGCAAUUUUCUAUCCCAAAGAGUAAAUGUCGUCCCAAAUGAUGCAUCAAAAGGAGGAGAAGCAGCAGCAUGCGAGGGCUCUAAGAAGGGUGUUUCGGAGGAAGGGGAUGAGGUCUAUGUCGAUGCACAGGAUACUCUUUCUAGGACUGAGUCAUUCUUUUUUAACUGCAGUCUCAGUGGUAUAAGCGGGUUGGAUGGUCCAGACAAUGGAGCAUCUGGGAAAUUCUCAACAAAUCCAGAAAUGCAGGAUUUCAUGAUGGAUCGUUUCUUGCCUGCAGCACAAGCAAUGGCAUCGGAAACGCCUCCACGUCCUACUAGGAAGCAACCUCUGAAAAGAGAGCAACCAAAGUUUGUUAACCGGGCUAUAAAUGUGGUUAAGCAGCAGCGAGAACAGCAUUACAGGCCGCCUGCUAUAUCCCAUUAUGCCCCUGAAUUAAUAGGUGUGGAUAACCGAGGUGCUGAUGAUGAUGAUGAUGAUGGUGGUGAAUAUGAUGAGCCCGAAAAGUCAUCUUUCAAAGGCUGUGGGUUGCUUCCUCGCUUUUGCCUGAAGUCAUUUUGUCUCUUAAACCCAGUGCCAAGUGUCAAGACACAGGCUGCUGGACAUGUUUCAUUAGCCCAUAGGGUGCAAGCUAAGUCUUCACGUAAUGUUUCUAGCAAGGAAAGAAGCAGUGAGCACGCUUGUGAUUUAGUAAGCCAGCAAAGAUAUGUCAAUCGACAUCCAGUGCCUGGGAUUCAAGAUGAUAAGCUCAUGCCGAAUAGCAAAUCAAGCCCAAUCAACAAAAUGACUUGCAUAAGAGAAUCUCCGAGAGCAGAUCGGCCAUUCGAGAGCAGGAAUUUUCAAGGAGUCAGCAGUGUACACUUCAAGAUUGAAUCAUCUCAUCCAAUUCUUCAAGAAGAGAGAAAAUUUUGUGGGAAUACUAGGUCAACUGAGAACUCAAGGGUGGACGACUUCGUUCCUCCAGGAAAAGCACUCCCCAGCUUUCGACAAUUUCUUAUUAGUGAGGAUAAUGAAGGGGAUACUGGCUUCACAGCUCCCUCAGUUGAGAAGACUUUGUAUGUUGACCGUGUACAUGUUAUAAGAUCUCGUAAUUCAGAUACAAGUUCCCCUGAUAAAACAGGAAUACCUGACUUCAGACGAGAUGAAUUUGCAGCUGAUGAACUGAACUAUAAGGUCCAAGAAGCUCAUUCUGUUGACUUUUCAGCCGAGGAAGACAAGUAUUCGAGUGCUUUAGAUGAAACGGAGACGGAGCAUGAAAGAUCGGAGUCCACCGAUUCCAUAUCACACUUUCCUCACCAUAGAUUUAAUGAGGAUACACAAAUUGAUGUCAACAGGCGCAGACAGAGCAAUGAUGUGAAAAUAACCCAUGAAGUCUGCGGUGAUGGGAAGAGUGAUCUAGGAAGCCAGUUUUCUUUGAGAUCUGGCGACCGUAAAAAUUCUUAUGACAACGGUUCAGAUCUCCCCGUUCCCCCACAAUUGCCACAGUGCCCAUCAGAGUCUUGGCUAAACCGUACCUUGCCAUUUACAUCCUCUAGGAACUUGUCUACACGAUUUUCCCUAGGUUUGCUUGAUUCUGACGGGUCAAAAGCUUCCAACUUUUGCAAUAUUAGUUCCAAGAGGGAAACAACUGUCAAAAAGUCUGAUCAAACGAGGGGCAUUUAACUCCUCACAGGGCAUUCGGUGAAGUGAGAAGAGUUUCAGGCCAAUCCACAAAGUAUCUCUUACUGUGUUGUGUUCAUCCUGCAGACUCCUCCCUGCAAAAUUAUCCACAUAGCUUGCCGUCCACCUUGGUAUAUAUAAAGCCUGAUGUCAACCUUGUGCAAUUAAGCGCUGGUUGCCUGGAGAGAGUCACAUUCUUACAAUUUAUAUGGUAACUUAUGCAAGUAGGGCUUUGGCCUGUUGGAAGGGAACCGAUUGUUCCAAAAUAAAAGUAUACCUGCCUGUUAUAUUCUUGUGCGAUCGUUUGUUAGUACUAAAGUAUCACAAUCGCGAGAAAUUAUUGUCUACAGUCAUUCUUUUAAGGCAAAGCCAAAUAAAUUAUGUAUCAAGAAAUAUUUCUUUGGUUGCAA
This is a messenger RNA of Syzygium oleosum, 2710 nucleotides long. RefSeq lists its product as uncharacterized. The record is from RefSeq and is a predicted model, not a curated record. The coding region runs from base 303 to 2303 and encodes 666 amino acids. Lineage: Eukaryota; Viridiplantae; Streptophyta; Magnoliopsida; Myrtales; Myrtaceae. The transcript has 4 exons.